Histoplasma capsulatum G186AR is the source of this 1674-nucleotide messenger RNA. RefSeq lists its product as uncharacterized. The coding region runs from base 1 to 1674 and encodes 557 amino acids. The transcript has 2 exons. NCBI's taxonomy places the organism in Eukaryota, Fungi, Ascomycota, Eurotiomycetes, Onygenales, Ajellomycetaceae. The record is from RefSeq and is a predicted model, not a curated record.
AUGGAAGACAGCUUACCCCCGCUGUCGGAUGCUGCAAAGCCCAGUGUACUCAAGAGCGGAGGGGUAGCCGGGGCUUUAAACCGCCCACAAGCAGGAGAGGGAGGCCAUCAUGUCAAGAAGACAAAAUUAUUAUGCUCCGAUGCUGAUGUUAUCUUGGAGUUUACCAGGUCGCCUCCUUCUCGUUCGCGCAAUUUUGCGCAAGCGAAGUAUCGCAUGGGAGUUUCAAGCACGCUUUUGAAAGAAUCAAGCAUGUAUUUCAGAGUGAUUCUAGAUCCCGACAAGUUUCGCGAAGGGAGAGAGCUUUUUGAAAAAACAGCUCAAUUAGGCGCCAAAUGUGGAGCCGGCGGAGCGUCCAUGAAUGAUGCGGUUGCGCUCGUAGAAUUGCCUACGAUCAGUAUUGAGUUACCACUGCUGGCUGGCGUCUUUGAUAAGGCAGAUCUAGUUGAGACUUUUUUAAAAGUGUUACAGUUUUGCGGCACCAAUUCGCACAAUGACCGUCAGACAGAAGAAAUUCUCGAUCACCUUGGCAAGCAAUCGAUUUCAUUCGUGGCGAAUCUGAUCGUCUUGUCUGACAAGUUUGGCGGCCAGCAAGCGCUCAAAUGGGUUUUGGAUAUUCCGCUGAAUGGAGCUCGCAAACCCGUGGGCCAAACGCUGAUGUCCAAGACGCUACGUCGGCUCCAAGCUUCCCAAAUCGGGGACGAAGAGCGCACUCGCCAUGCCAUAUAUGUUGCCUUGCUUCUUGGGUAUAAUGACGAGGUUGCGAUUUUCACCCAUAUGCUAAUCAUUGGCGGUUCUCGAGAGUGGAUGGAUGGUAGAGAUGGAUGGGUCGGUAUUGACAGACCACUUUGGUGGCAUCUCCCCAAUGGAAUCGAAGAAGAACUCCGCUUCCGCCACCAAUCCAUUCUCGAUACAAUCACAGAUCUGCAAUCCCACUUUCUCCGCGCUUAUGGCGCCCUGCCACCGGAAUCACCACAAAUUACGGAUCCCAGUACGUCUGUACUUCUACUAAAACCACCACAGCCUGCAACAAGACUCCAAUGUCGUCGGAUGUAUGAAAAUUCCCGCGCCUGCGACUCCUUUCACCUGGGAGAAAUCAUCCGCUUUUUCAGCACACGAGCCAAAACCCUACAUCUUGAAUCCACUUUAUCAUCACAAAUGUAUGAUUCUGAUUCUGACGGCGAAGCCGAAGAACAUAUUACCCGCAGCUCUAACUCCCCUCAACCCCCAUCGCCGCCACCAACAAACAUAUCAAAUAUCCUCUCCUCCCUCCGCCAAUGCCCCGAAUACCAGAUCGACCCCAACCACGCUGGCUGCGGUCUGCGCCGCCGCCUCCUCCCAGCCCUCGACUGCCUCGCCAGCUUCACAACUAACCACAGCAAUGCCGCCGGCAUCUGCCUAGCCCAUUUCAACAACGGCAGCAACAGCGAUAAGGCCACUUGCACCGACAUCCCUCCUUCCUCGUCAUCAAUGAGGCACGCGAGUGUGGGCUCCUGGCGGAACCACAAGUUCCGAGAUGCGGUUAUGGUCGGCAUUGGAGCCGGCAAAGUGGAUUCCAUCAUGUACUCGAAUGACGGGCGCGCAAAUGAUGCGCUCGAGGGCCUGUGUACGUGUGUGCCGGAUGCGGAGCUGGCGAGGGCAGUAUUCACGUCUAGGAGCAGGGUGUGGAAUUUGUAA